AUGUUGUCUGGUGUGACCCAAGCGAAAGUUUAUGCAUACGAAGUAGCACUCUUCGGCGAGUUCUUCGCUCGCGAUCUCAAGGCCAUUCUCAACCGGAUCACUCUCCACACGGAGUCUGCGGCGCCGAUGCAUACCCGCGAAAUCGUUUUCGAACAUCUCGGUACCCAUCUCUUACAGUCUCAAGGUGAAGAGCCAGUCUUGUUAAGGGCGAGGAAAGACGUUGGCGAUAGCGAUGCGAGAGAAAGCGGAUGGACACUCUACUCGUAUCUCAAACCGGAAUCAGUGCGUGUACACCCCGAAGCAACAGUCCGCCCAUGGGCAACUUGCGAAGUCAUGGGGGACGCGUUAAGUCUUGCCAGUGCCCUCGGAUAUGUGCAACGUUCGCAGAUAUACAAACGCGGCUAUGUCUUUCGUCGCGGACCCCUUAUCAUCCAGAUGUUCCAGCAGGGGCAGGUGGACCCCAAAACAUCAUUGCCGAUUCCAGCCCACACAGAUACUUUAUGGGAAGUGGAAGUCAAAACAGCAACACCGGUCAACACUACGGCCCCCCAGAGUGGGCAGAUGCAAGCAAACACUGUGCGUUCAGCCAUAGAGGCCGUGCUGGAGGUCCAGCUUAUCAUGAAGGGAUUGCUUGACCUGAGACGACAAGACAUCUGA
Molecule: messenger RNA, 657 nt
Organism: Pisolithus orientalis
Lineage: Eukaryota; Fungi; Basidiomycota; Agaricomycetes; Boletales; Pisolithaceae
Exons: 4
Coding region: 1-657 (218 amino acids)
Biological process (GO): regulation of transcription by RNA polymerase II
Cellular component (GO): mediator complex
Molecular function (GO): transcription coregulator activity
Source: RefSeq, a predicted model, not a curated record